This is a messenger RNA of Onthophagus taurus, 615 nucleotides long. RefSeq lists its product as uncharacterized. NCBI's taxonomy places the organism in Eukaryota, Metazoa, Arthropoda, Insecta, Coleoptera, Scarabaeidae. The record is from RefSeq and is a predicted model, not a curated record.
AUGUACCGCGCGUGUUUGGUUAAUCCAGAGCAAACUCGGCUUCAAAUGAUUCUUUGGCGUGAUUCGGAUCAGGGUCCUAUUGACACUUAUGAGUUGCUUACGGUCACGUACGGUACUGCGUCAGCAAGUUAUCUGGCAACCCGUUGUCUGAAAGAACUAAGCAAUGAAUGCAAGAAUUCGGUAAUAGCUGAGGUUAUCGGCACUCACUUUUAUGUUGAUGAUUUGCUCACGGGGGCUAAUUCAAUAGAUGAGCUAAAUUCAAUCGUUAACCAGGUAAAAUCAAAAUUGAGUGAAGGUGGUUUUGAACUAGCCAAAUGGACAACGAAUAGUUCCCAAGUAAUUCGAGAAUUUACACAAUCCGUAGAAUUGGUAGAUCUUGGUAGAUACGAGAAUACCAGAACGCUGAGGUUGUUGUGGGACCCCGGGGAUGAUCAAUUUAGAUAUAAAAUUACCGAAAUGUCUUAUCAAAAAAUUACAAAACGGUCGAUAUUAUCGGACAUUGCGCAGGUGUUCGACCCCAUCGGUUUUUUAUCUCCGGUCAUAAUUUCCGCAAAAGUUAUAUUCAAAAGAAAUUUGGCAAUCCGGGAUAAAUUGGGACGAUCCAUUACCAAAUAA